Molecule: messenger RNA, 2175 nt
Organism: Symbiodinium sp. CCMP2592
Lineage: Eukaryota; Dinophyceae; Suessiales; Symbiodiniaceae
Source: the annotation of a GenBank genome assembly
AUGAGUCCUACAUGCUUGGCGAUAGAAGUUUGCAACUGGCGCCUUGAUCGUUUGACGGGGCUGCAAAAAGCUGCGUUGGAGAGAUCCUUCUUGACGAGCCUGUGCCUCCAGAACUUGCUCCUUGUUGCGGUGGCAGCGGCUGCGCUGGUCGCUACAGGCAUUUCAAGCCGUGUUCAGGGAGGCUCUGAGGUUUGCAGUCGUGGGAAAGCUCUUGAUGUCCCGAGCCAUUCGAAUUGCAUUUUUCUCGAAAGAAAGUUUCUGGAUCGCUUUCGGUGUGGUCAGCAUGCCAAGGCGUCGCCUUUGCCUGCACAGGACAUCUACGAAGAGCAGAAGACGUGCUUGGACUCCUUCCAUGCAUUGCUUGAGGGCACAGACUACAUCAGCACCUUGGAUGGCACAUCGAUCUUGACCUUUCCGCAGCCCUGGCAGCCCGGCAGAAGGCGCGACAACACCGGGUUCAAGAUCAUGAAAGGCAAGGGUGGCGACGGCGACUUCGAUGAGCUUAGUGCAGAGUUGGCAGCCGAGUUUACCCAGAGCCGGCUGCCUCGAAUGCAGGAGAAGAACGAGAAGAAUGAGCCGGGGAGCCCUGGGACCGCUGGAGGACGGAGUUCUGUUGGACGUACUUCGCGGCAGCCCAUCCACAAUGCCCGAAUGCAGGCCUUCAUGCGGACCUCCCGCCAGUUCUCACGGACGGCUUUGGUCGAGGCCACAAGCCUGGGCUUGGGCGGCGAGUGUCCGAAGUGCCAGGAGUCGCGAACGCUCGGGAUCCCGAAAGCGGGUGCCUGCGAGCAUGGGGCGUCCAAGGAGGUGAGCCAAAAUCCUACCAUGGGCAACACCAACGCGAUAAACGUCCGCGACCUCAUCAGCUCUCGAGGUACGGCAGACUCCGCGAUGUUUGCGCGAGGUUCCAUAUGGGAGAAGCUCUUCGCAGAAGAGGAGUACUCCGCCUUUGGGGAAGACCAUCACCAUCACCAGGACCACCACAGCCUCUGGAUCCACAUCAGAUACUGGUGUUACCGUGUGGCGUCGAAGAAGAUCUUUGACUACAUCAUGGGUGUCAUCAUUCUGGCGAAUGCCGUGUCUGUCGGCCUUGAGGUCCAGUAUUCGCUGCAGAGCGGGGAGGACACAGGCUGGAUGUACUGGCUGGAUUUUUCCUUUGUGAUGAUCUACAUUCUGGAGUUUCUGGUCCGUUUGCUUGCAUGGGGUCUGCGCAAGUGCUUCAGCGAUCCUUGGUGUCUGCUCGACUUCGCCCUGGUCUGUGUGGGGGUGCUCAGCCUCAUUGCCCAACCUCUGGGUCUUCAGGUGAAGGAGCUCGAGUCGCUGCUGGUCGUUCGCUCGCUGCGGCUCGUGCGCCUCAUUCGUGCCCUGCGCUUGCUGAAGCAAUUUCGGACCGUCUGGAGGCUCGUGAACGGCCUGCUGACCUCUGCGAAUGCAAUGGUUUCGACGCUGGUGCUGGUGGUCCUAACGCUGUAUAUCGCCGCCUGCCUAGGCAUCGAAAUCAUCACCAAGGAUACCGACCUCAACCAGAUGCAUACGGAGACGGGAGACAUUGUGGGCAAAUACUUCGGAACUCUGCCCAGCACGCUCCUAACUCUGGCAUCGUUCGUCACAUUGGACUCUGUGGCUCCGAUCUACUUUCCUCUCAUCCUCCACAAACCCUUACUGGGUUUGUAUUUCUUCUUUAUCAUCCUGUUCGUGUCUAUCGCUCUCAUGAACUUGGUGACGGCCGUGCUGGUUGAAGGUGCGCUGGAGAAUGCCUCGGCUGACAAAGAGCUGGAGAAGCUCGACCUACAGGAGAAGCUGAAGAGCCAGAUGCCGCGGCUUCUGCAGAUCUUCAAGGAUAUCGACAAGGACGGCUCCGGCACGUUGACCAUGGAAGAGAUGGCCAUGGUACCUGUGGAUGUCAUUCCUGCAGAGCUGCGCACCAAGAGCCGAGUGUCUUCAAUGCAGGAGGUGUUCGAGAUGCUGGAUGUGGACGGUGGAGGGGAGCUAACCAGAGAAGAGUUCGUUGAUGGCCUGCUGAACUUGUUCAUGCAAGACGUGCCGGUCGCCACAAUUCAGACUCUGCGACUGCUUCGAUCAGUCGACGCCCGGGUUUGGCGAUUGGGCGAGGAGCUCUGUGACGUCCGUGUUUUGGUCCAGGGCCACACGCCCCGACGGCGCCAAAACAGGUGA